Sphaerodactylus townsendi is the source of this 3600-nucleotide messenger RNA. RefSeq names its product potassium channel modulatory factor 1 (gene KCMF1). The record is from RefSeq and is a predicted model, not a curated record. NCBI's taxonomy places the organism in Eukaryota, Metazoa, Chordata, Lepidosauria, Squamata, Sphaerodactylidae. Gene Ontology annotation, molecular function: zinc ion binding. Bases 543 to 1688 code for a protein of 381 amino acids. Gene Ontology annotation, biological process: synaptic signaling. The transcript has 7 exons. Gene Ontology annotation, cellular component: plasma membrane.
GGAGGAGGAGGAAGAAGAGGAGGAGGCGGCCGUGGCGGCGCUGUUACCGCCGAGCUGUGGCGAGGGAGGGGAGCAGCGGCCGGAGAAGCCGGCGAGACCCGCCGUCGUCGUCGUCGUCGUCGUCGAGCCGAGGGGCGGCGCUAGGCGCUGGCGGGGCCUGAGCCAGCUAUCGAGUCACCGUGUCACGGCGGCGGCGGCUGCCGCCCGGGAAGCAGGGAAACUGCCGCCGCCUCCUCCUCUCCUCUUCCUCCUCCUUCAAGGCCUCGCUCCUGCCACCCUCGCCGCCGCCGCCGCCGCCGCCUCCUGCUCGGCCGGAGCCGCUUCCCUCCCUGCGCGCGGCCCAAGGCGAAGCGAAUCCUCCCAAGGAAGGGAGGGACCGGCCCAAGCUAGGCCAGGCCUGCCCGGGCUGCGGAGCCGGCGCCAAGCGGCAGCCACAACCGGGGGUGGGAGGGCGGGAGGGAGGGAGCGGGGAACUGGAGCCCGGGACGGGCCUGGGCUGGGCCGCGCCGGGCCGCCGCCGCCGCCUUUCCCUCUGAACUAGGAUGUCCCGACAUGAAGGUGUCAGCUGCGAUGCAUGUUUAAAAGGAAAUUUUCGAGGUCGCAGAUACAAGUGUUUAAUUUGCUACGAUUACGAUCUGUGUGCAUCUUGUUAUGAAAGUGGUGCAACAACGACAAGGCAUACGACUGACCAUCCAAUGCAGUGCAUACUAACGAGAGUAGAUUUCGAUUUGUACUAUGGUGGAGAAGCUUUCUCUGUAGAGCAGCCACAGUCGUUUACUUGUCCUUAUUGUGGAAAAAUGGGUUAUACAGAAACGUCUCUUCAAGAACACGUUACUUCAGAACAUGCAGAAACAUCAACAGAAGUGAUUUGUCCAAUAUGUGCAGCAUUACCAGGAGGAGAUCCCAAUCAUGUCACAGAUGACUUUGCAGCUCAUCUUACACUGGAACAUAGAGCUCCUAGAGAUUUAGAUGAAUCCAGCGGUGUUCGGCAUGUACGUAGAAUGUUUCACCCAGGCCGGGGUUUGGGUGGCCCUCGCGCACGUAGAUCAAACAUGCACUUUACUAGCAGUUCCACUGGUGGGUUUUCAUCUUCACAGAGUUCAUAUUCUCCAAGCAAUAGGGAAGCCAUGGAUCCUAUAGCUGAGCUUUUAUCUCAGUUGUCUGGUGUGAGGCGUUCUGCAGGGGGACAGCUCAAUUCCUCUGGCCCUUCUGCGUCUCAGUUACAGCAGCUGCAGAUGCAAUUGCAGUUAGAACGGCAGCACGCACAGGCGGCACGACAACAACUGGAGACUGCACGCAAUGCAACCAGGCGCACCAACACUAGCAGUGUCACCACCACUAUAACACAAUCGACAGCAACAGCCAACACAUCUAAUACAGAAAACAGUCAGCAGACUAUCCAGAAUUCUCAGUUCCUCCUUACCAGGUUGAACGACCCCAAGAUGUCGGAAGCCGAGCGUCAGUCAAUGGAGAGCGAGCGGGCCGACCGCAGUCUGUUUGUCCAAGAGCUUCUACUGUCCACUUUGAUGCGGGAAGAAAGCUCCUCCUCUGAUGAGGACGAGCGCGGGGAGGUGGCCGAUUUUGGUGCUAUGGGCUGUGUAGAUAUUAUGCCUUUAGAUGUUGCUUUAGAAAAUCUAAAUUUAAAAGAGAGUAAUAAAGGAAACGAGCCUCCUCCACCUCCUCUUUGAUGACAUCCCACUUCGCAGACAAUGUCCUCUGUGCUGUAUUUGCCAAUGAAAGUGGACGACAACUAUCUUGGGUUUGUUUUGGUGAUUGUAAUUUCAGGUCUGUCACUCUUGUUACAUUGUGUACAUUCAAAGGAAGAGAGAGAGAGAGAGAGAGAAAAAAAAGAUAUAUAUGAUAAUCAUUUCCACUUAAAAUAAUUUUUACUUCUAGCAGGUAAAUGUAGGUUGCAGCGCAGAGGAGAGACUCCUCUGUGCCCUGUACUUUUGACAUGCAAAAAAGGCUCUCCUAAUACUCCACAUUCAAACUGAAGACGAAAAAAAAAAUGAAAUCUCUAAUGAAGCUGCUGUGUGUAUUUAUGAAUAUUAAUGAAUAAAAACUGCUUGGAUGGUUUACCUUUACUGCAUGAGGUUUUUUGCAGCGUGCAUGAGUUUUAGUGACCUUGUCAUUUAAAACGAGAAUUUAAAUACAAGGAGUAAAACUAUAAACAACACCUUCCCCCUCCCCCACCAAAAAAAAAGCUUUCCCAUUAUUCAAAGGUUACAAUACCAAGUUAGUGCUCGCUUAGCAGCGUGUGGCCAUCGAGUAGCUUUUGAAUAAUGUCUGUCGGUCCCCACCUUUUUUUGUCCGUGCUGUGUUGGCACGUCGCGCAAGCUCUUCAGUGGGACAGCUUGUCGUUUUCCAGGGUGUGGCGUUUUGCUCAGUGUGACCCUUGUGUUGCUCUCUUUAACCAUCACGACAUCCACGUGGAGUUUCAGCCUGCUUUAUUUGCAUCUCGGGGAGGCACAAAAGUGAGGCCGAUGCCAAAACCUUCUUGCAAAGGAGGGGGGGAGGGCUUUUGUGUGCCCUUUAAUCAAAAUACUUGUUCAAUUUUGUUUUUAAGUUUUUUUUCUUUUUUUUUUCCAGGUUGUUAAGCAAAAAAAAAAAAAUUCAAACUGUUAAACAUGUUUUUAUUCAGGUGUAGAUGAUUCAUUUAUUCAUUGUCUUAAAAGAAAACGAAAGUUUAACCUGAAUUAUGUUGUCUUAGUUUUAAAGCCUUCACAGUCUCGAUCAUAUGUUUUUUGAGUUAUUUAUGUAUUUGCUUCCUAGUUUGCAGAGACUUGUCAGUAUCUGGAGAGCGCGAGGGAGAUGACUUCCCAAAACUUUUGUCAAUAUAUUACAACUGCAUUCUUAAUGCUAAACUCUGGCACCUUUUUAUUUAUUAUUUCUUCUUGAUUUUUUUUUUCUGGCAUAAAGUUAAAAAAAAAAGAAGCCUUUUAAUUGAAUCAUGCCACCUACAUGCCUAUAUUAUUAAUCCUGUAUGUAUAAAAAUGUACAGUGUUUUUGUGCAUAGACUUUCAUAAUAGCCCCAAGGCAAAGACAGUGGGGGUUUUUUUGAGUUUUUUUGGGGGGGAGAGGGAGGGAGGGGAUGUAAAGUUAGACUAUAAAGACAAAAUUGCACACAGCUUCUGAUAAAUUUAAACUAGGCUUAGACCAUUAUCAUGUUUCUCUCUAGUUUUUUUCCACUGUGCUCACCCUUCUUUUUCCUUUCUGCCUUCCCAUUUCCACAUUACAGACAUCUUAGAGUAAAAUUACAGACUUGAACAAGCAGGCGGGGUUUUCACAGACCUAAAUGCGGAUGCUUAUAUAAAAUGGCAAAAAAACCCCGACCCCAGGUUUUUGUUUCUGACUUGUGAUUUCUCUUUAAAAUACAAUCCUAGACUCGUUUUCUUUUUAGUCUCUGCAAUGGAAUGUUCUAAAGGGGAGGGAGGGGAUUUUACACCUGCCCUCUGGUUACCUUGGGAGUUUAACCGGGAGGGGAUUUUUUUUUUUAUUGUUGAGGAAUUUUCAAAACCAGUUUUCAAGCUGUAGUCUUUUCAAACACAUCUGCACAUUACAAUACGACACACAGUUCAAUAAAGCAUUUUCAAGACUGUU